AGAAAAUUUGCGAGCGAGAAUGAUUUCAGAAAUAUAAAAAUACGAAACCAUUCAUCAUAUUCACUGGCGGAGCGGUUGAAACCUCCGCCCAGUUUCGAUACACUCUACUCUUGACAACCUCAAGUUCAACCAACACCCAACUCCUUUCUUUUUCAAAUAUAAAUCCCCCUCACAUUUCUUCCUUCUUCUUCUACUUCUCCAAAACACUCUUGAACUCAUCGCCCCAACUCCAACAAUGCCUCACCUUCUACAAUCCGCAUUCCUUCCUUCCACUUCCUCCUCCCCUUUUCUUCGCCCAACCCACUCCAACAACCGCCUCCUCCACCUAUCCAGACCCCCCCGCAGCACCAAAAUCAGCGCCAAGAUCCGCGAAAUCUUCAUGCCUGCUCUCAGUUCUACCAUGACUGAGGGCAAGAUCGUCUCCUGGGUCAAGUCGGAAGGGGAUAAGCUCUCCAAGGGCGAGAGCGUCGUUGUCGUUGAGUCUGAUAAGGCCGACAUGGAUGUUGAGACGUUCUAUGAUGGGUUUUUGGCGAAAAUUAUGGUGGAGGAAGGUGGCGUUGCGGCCGUCGGGUCGGCUAUUGCUUUGUUGGCUGAGACAGAGGAGGAAAUCGCCGAGGCUUUGGCGAAAGCUACUGCUUCUGGUGGUGGUGGUGGUCCUGGAUCGAGUGCUGAAGUCAAGGAGACAAAAGCGGAAGUGGAAAAGGUUGUUGAAAAGGUGGGGCCGUCACUGCCGCCGGCGGAGAAGGUGGUGGGUUCGAGUGUGCAUCCGGCUUCGGAGGGAGGGAAGAGGAUAGUGGCAUCGCCCUACGCGAAGAAGCUGGCGAAAGAGUUGAAGGUGGAUUUGGGGAGAGUCGUGGGGAGUGGACCACUGGGGAGGAUUGUGGCUAAGGAUGUUGAGGUGGCUGCGGCAGAGGCUGCAGCUCCGGUGGCUGCUUCUCCUUCGGGUAAGACGGCAGCUGCUGCAGUUGGGAUUGAGUUGGGAAGUAUUGUACCAUUCACGACAAUGCAGGGUGCUGUGAGUAGGAAUAUGGUGGAGAGUUUGACCGUUCCUACUUUCAGAGUUGGUUACACUAUUACUACUGAUGCUCUUGAUGCAUUGUAUAAAAAGAUCAAAUCCAAGGGGGUGACAAUGACAGCAUUGCUUGCGAAGGCAACGGCACUUGCACUGGUUAAACAUCCUGUUGUGAACUCUAGUUGUAGAGAUGGUAACAGCUUUACAUAUAAUAGUAGCAUCAACAUUGCUGUUGCUGUGGCUAUAGAUGGUGGAUUAAUUACACCAGUGCUUCAGGAUGCUGAUAAGGCUGACAUCUACACAUUGUCAAGAAAGUGGAAAGAGUUAGUUGAUAAGGCCCGUGCCAAGCAGCUGCAACCUCAUGAAUACAAUACAGGAACUUUCACUCUUUCAAACCUGGGAAUGUUUGGUGUGGAUCGCUUUGAUGCCAUUCUGCCACCUGGAACAGGUGCAAUAAUGGCUGUUGGAGCAUCUGAGCCUAAUGUUGUUGCGACCAAGGAUGGUCGAAUUGGCCUGAAGAACCAGAUGCAGGUAAAUGUUACAGCUGAUCAUCGUAUAAUAUAUGGUGCUGAUCUUGCUCAAUUCUUGCAAGCCCUAGCAAAGAUUAUUGAGGAUCCGAAAGAUCUUACAUUCUAGUCAAACAUCUCAAUCACCAAAUGAAUUCUUUUGCCCUUUUUGAUUCUCGGAUAUCUUCCUUGUAUGUUCCCAAUACUCAUUGUUUCUGGUCAUUGAUACGUGAUCUUGAUGGUGUAGAAUCAAAUCAAUUGUUGAAAGUUGUGGGAGCUGAUAGAACAGGAGCAGAUUUUGAAGUGCCAUGUUUUUUUUUCCCGUUUUCAUUGAUCAAGAGUGUUGAUUUUUUUUCGCAGUUUGAUGCCAUAAACUUGUGGCUCAAUUCUGUUAAUAAAUUUAGGAUGUCAAAUUAGUGAAAUCUUCAAUUAUGUCAAGUGUUUUGACAGAUUGUUCAUCAAAGUUGUUAAUGAAUAGACUGAACAAAAUUCUGCCUGUAAUUUGACUUCACCACAAGCUUCUAUAAUCAUCUCUAAUUCCAACUUUCCACUCA
Molecule: messenger RNA, 2072 nt
Organism: Mangifera indica (mango)
Lineage: Eukaryota; Viridiplantae; Streptophyta; Magnoliopsida; Sapindales; Anacardiaceae
Product: dihydrolipoyllysine-residue acetyltransferase component 5 of pyruvate dehydrogenase complex, chloroplastic-like
Exons: 6
Coding region: 236-1648 (470 amino acids)
Biological process (GO): pyruvate decarboxylation to acetyl-CoA
Cellular component (GO): chloroplast envelope; chloroplast thylakoid; pyruvate dehydrogenase complex
Molecular function (GO): dihydrolipoyllysine-residue acetyltransferase activity
Source: RefSeq, a predicted model, not a curated record